UCAAUUUCCCUGUUGUGAGAUAUGCCUCUAGAAUGAAUGAUACGACCCUACGACGCAGGGCUUUACCCCUCGUCCCAGUUCCAGCUCCGGUCGCUAAAAAAGCACUAGAAAAGUCCAAGCCUGUAGGAUCCCCAGGAUGACCGACUAGGGCUUAUGGCUUGCGAUUUAGAGUUUGGCCCUUGUUGAUGAUGAAGCAGACCCUUGGCAAUUUGUUCUGCGCGACGUCGAAGGCGUUUGGAAUGACCAAGUUACUGGCUUCCAUGCACUUGCUGUGUCGUGUCGGCUUAUAGGUAUAGUAAUUUCCCCACCGCUGUACGAUAUCAUUCUUUCGUUCAAUUGAUCUACGAGGUUGCCAAAAUGGACCACGGCAACAUGGUCUUUCGACGUGGUUACGUGCCGCUGUCGGAAAUACCCACGAAUUCGACGCAGCAGACUGGAAUCGCGAUUAUUUUCCUCAUGACGUCUCUUGCUUUCGUCACAUGGAGCGCCCGUAUGUACUCCAGGUUUAGUAAGAAGCAGAUCGGUAUCGAUGACUGGUUCGUCACGGUCGCAAUGGUAAGGCUCCCGCGCCGAUCAGGUCGAUCUGACAACUGAUCGACACAGCUGUUUUCCAUCGGUCUACAUGUUCCAUAUUACUACUUCUUCAGAUACGAAUACGUCGGCUUCCAUACCAGAGAUCUUCCCAAGUCUUAUGACAUCGAGCCUGUUUUAUUCUACAACUGGAUAAUGCAGGUCCUUUACAACCCUAUCCUGGCUCUUGUAAAGUCGUCGAUCCUUUUCUUCCUUCUUCGACUUGGAGGCCAUAACCGUAACAUCAAAUGGGCCAUCUAUGGCUUAAACGCAUUUAAUUUGGCGUUGAUGAUUGCAAUUUUCUUAACCGUGGUAUUCCAAACCAUUCCGAUCAACGCUUACUGGGACCUAUCUGUAAAGCCAGAACGUCAGAUCCACGGACCUGUGUUUUACAUCUCAUCGGCUAUCAUCACGAUUAUUACAGAUGUUCUUGUUCUUUUGAUUCCGUUUUGGAUUUUUCUGGGCCUCAAAAUGCGGAUCGCUGCAAAGCUAGGUUUAAUCGUGGUAUUUCUCAUGGGCGGCGUAGUAACAAUCGUCGCUAUUCUUCGCGUGAUCGAACUGUAUAAGAAGUUCUACGUCAAAGGAUACGAUUCUAGACACUCGCUCGGUGACACUCUGAGCAGCAUCGAAGUCAACCUCGCCAUCAUCGCUUGUUGCGGUCCUGCUCUGCGCCCACUAUUCCGCAGAAUGUUUCCUCGUCUAUUUUCCGGGAAAAGUACGAAUGAUACUGGAAAAUACAACACGCCAAGUCGCUAUGGAAAUGGCACGGCUGGCGUCUCGUCUUUUCAUCUCAAGGACAUGCAUCGGAGCAGAACGCAGACUGAGAUUCGUGGAUAUUCACCGAAUGGAAGCGAAGAGGAGAUCAUGACAUAUAACGGCAUUUUACGGACGACUGCUGUGGACGUUAAAUAUGGUGAUGCACAUUCGACAGACACUGACCAAGUGGACAAAGACCUGAGAGGACCUACGCCACCGUGAAAAGUCUGGGGAAAAGCUCAUAAGCAGACACAGUGUCUUGGAUACCUGUGAAGGGUUAAUGGGAGUUCAAUUAUGUAUAGUAUAUUUAAUGUAAUGAAAAGUGCUUCGGACCACGUUAGGGCCAAGUUUUACAUCUUCCGAUAA
This is a messenger RNA of Fusarium verticillioides 7600, 1692 nucleotides long. RefSeq lists its product as hypothetical. Bases 727 to 1548 code for a protein of 273 amino acids. The record is from RefSeq and is a predicted model, not a curated record. The transcript has 5 exons. Lineage: Eukaryota; Fungi; Ascomycota; Sordariomycetes; Hypocreales; Nectriaceae.